Molecule: messenger RNA, 614 nt
Organism: Dentiscutata erythropus
Lineage: Eukaryota; Fungi; Glomeromycota; Glomeromycetes; Diversisporales; Gigasporaceae
Source: the annotation of a GenBank genome assembly
CAAAUGCUCUCAGAACGAACACCACUUUAACUUCCUUGAGUCUCGGUUUUACUGACAACAAAUGCCUUAGAAACAUUAAGCGCAACAUUAUUGAUGAUAUAGGUGUAAUGGCAUUCUCACAUGUCCUUGAAAUUAACAAUACUUUGACUACGUUGGACGUUUCAGGGAAUUAUAUUGGCCCCAAUGGGGUAGAGUCAUUGUCAUACGCCUUGAUGACAAAUAAUGAUUUAAAACUUUCUCUAAAUCUUAGUUCGAACAAUCUUGAUUCAGAAGGAACAUUAAUCCCGUUGAUUGAUGUCCUUAAAAAUACAUCAACAUUAACCGCAUUGAAUCUUUCAUCGAAUCAACUACAUUCUAACGAUAGAUAUUUAUUAUUAAAGUCACUUGAAGAAAAUGAAUCCCUAAUUUCUUUAUAUCUUAUAAAUACUCAACUUAGCCCUGAGGAUGGGAAAACAUUAGCAAGUGCACUUUACAAUAAUUUUACUUUAACUACUUUAGACAUCUCGCAUAAUAUGAUUGGUUUAUAUGGAGGGAAAGCAAUAGUAAAUGUUCAUGAUAGAAAUAAUACGUUAAAAUUUUUAAAAAUUUCACACAAUAAUCUUGGUUUUCAAGGA